AUGCCAGCUAUUGUUCUAAGUUUGGGAGUACUCUUCUUCCUUCCAGAAACACCCAAUAGUCUAAUUCAGCGCACCAAUGAUCAUCAAAACGCCAAGUCAAUGUUACAAAAAAUCCGAGGCACCGAAGACGUUGAAGCUGAACUUGAUGAUCUCAUAAAUGCAAGUGCCAUAGCCAAAACCAUCACCCACCCAUUCAAGAAAAUCACAGAAAGAAAAUACAGGCCUCAACUUGUCAUGGCAAUAGCCAUACCAUUCUUUCAACAAGCCACAGGGAUUAGUGCCAUCGCUUUCUAUGCUCCAAUACUUUUUCGAACCACAGGUCUAGGCAAAAACGCUUCAUUAUUAUCUGCAGUAUUGAUUAGGUCUGUGAAUGCUACUUCAACCCUCAUAUCAAUGUUGAUAGUCGAUAAACUUGGCCGAAGAGUUCUAUUUAUGGUUGGGGGAAUACAGAUGUUAGCUUCACCAGCAAUGGUUGGAAGUAUCAUGGCAAAUAAGCUAGGGGAUUAUGGUGAGAUGAGCAAAGGGUAUGCUUUUGCACUCUUGGCUUUGAUAUGUGUAUAUGUUGCCGGGUAUGGUUGGUCAUGGGGUCCCUUAGGAUGGUUAAUUCCAAGUGAAAAUUUUCCAUUAGAGAUACGAUCAGCCGGGCAAAGUAUUAAUGUGGGUUUGAGCUUUUUCUUCAAUUUCAUCAUUGCUCUGACUUUUCUGGCCACGCUUUGCUAUUUCAAGUCUGUGGUUUUCUUCUUUUUUGGUGGAUGGUUGGUGUUGAUGACUGCAUUUAUAUACCUAUUUUUGCCGGAGACUAAAAACGUGCCAAUUGAACAGGUGGAUAGAGUUUGGAAGGAACAUUGGUUUUGGAAGAGAAUUGUGGGAGAAGAGCACGAGGUUAGCAAGAUGGAAGGAGCAUGA
Messenger RNA from Camellia sinensis, 906 nucleotides. Lineage: Eukaryota; Viridiplantae; Streptophyta; Magnoliopsida; Ericales; Theaceae. The record is from RefSeq and is a predicted model, not a curated record.